Messenger RNA from Entamoeba histolytica HM-1:IMSS, 456 nucleotides. RefSeq lists its product as uncharacterized. Bases 1 to 456 code for a protein of 151 amino acids. The transcript is spliced from 2 exons. NCBI's taxonomy places the organism in Eukaryota, Evosea, Mastigamoebida, Endamoebidae. The record is from RefSeq and is a predicted model, not a curated record.
AUGUCCUAUGAACGAAUUAUCGUUACUUCAAUCUCAUUAUCAAUUGUUGUUAUCUUAACAAUUUUUAUGUAUUCAAUUGGACAUCAUGAGAUAUUUGGAAUGGUUGUCGUUGGAAUGUUAUGGGGAUGUACAAAUGUCUUUAUGAAACAAGGAAUUCAUUUUCAUCAUAACGAAAAUGACACAUUCUUUCAAAAUAUAAUAACUGAUAUUAAAACUUUAGUUACAAGCUAUUCAUUUGUUGUUCCAUUCUUAAUAAAUCAAACAGGGUCUAUUUUAUUUACAAUAUUACUUGGUAAUAAUGAUUUUUCAUUAGUUGUUCCUAUUUCAAAUGCAUUAACAUUUAUAUUUACUUUUAUUACAGCGUACCUUUUAGGAGAAAAUCAAUUAUCAUUAAAAUGUAUUACAGGUGUAUUAUUAGUGUUAUUAGGGGUGACUAUUUGUCAAACAGCGAAAUAA